AUGGAUAGCAUGGAAAGAGAGACAAAUACCUUCUCAGAAGAAGGAAGAAUCAGGCAAGUGGAGUAUGCGAUAAAGAGCAUCUCGUCUGCAGGGCCUGUGAUAGGCCUGCGGUGUGCAGAUGGCGUGGUUUUAAUUGGCAAGAGCACAGACGACUCUGUCUCUCUGACGCAGGACGAGAAGAUAUACGCAAUAAACAGAAAAACAGUGGGAAUAGUUGGAGGCCUGUACGCAGACAGCAACCUUCUUGUCAACUACCUGAGGGCUGUGGCACAGGACUACCUCAUGAAGUUUGACACAGAAAUGACUCCGCAUCAGAUAGGAAGAUCGCUAUCAAAGAUAAAGCAGAAAUUCACGCAGGGCGGAGGAAUGCGGCCGUUUGGUGUCUCUUUCCUGCUUGGCGGGUACGAGAGGGGAGCGUACAGACUGUACUCAACCGACCCGAGCGGCACACUCUCUGAGUACAAUGCGCACACGUUUGGAGAUGGAGACAAGCUAAUAUUCCCCGUUCUGGAUGAGCACAGCUGCGAGCACUCGAUAGAGGAAGGGAUCAAGCUCGCAUUCAGGGGGAUAUCAGCAGUGUCAGAAGGCACAGCCAUCCUGCCCCACACGAUUUCGUGCGCUGUCAUCUGUAGAAUAAACGAAGAGCAGGUGGUAAGACACCUUACGCAAGUAGAGAUAACCGAGUACCUGAAGCAUGCAAAACCAAAAACAUCCACAGAGUAA
Molecule: messenger RNA, 723 nt
Organism: Nematocida minor
Lineage: Eukaryota; Fungi; Microsporidia
Product: 20S proteasome subunit alpha 3
Exons: 1
Coding region: 1-723 (240 amino acids)
Biological process (GO): ubiquitin-dependent protein catabolic process
Cellular component (GO): proteasome core complex, alpha-subunit complex; cytosol; nucleus
Source: RefSeq, a predicted model, not a curated record